AAAAGUUUAGUUGUCAACUCUUGACUCUAGUUUAGAUACUAAUAAAAUAACAAUCAAAUUGUGUAGCAGUUGCUACUAUUCUAUAUAUCUUGAUCAAUUAAUUAUCUUCAAAAACAUGGCCAACUAAUAAUCUCUUCAACAUUCAGCCCAAAAAAAAACAUCGUUUUCCACAAGAGACAAUGAAUGAAAGAACACUAAUUCCAACGUUUGUGUUCUGGGCUUUCCUUACAAUAAUCACACCAACACUUAUUCUCUUGUCUGAGAAAUCAAAAGCAGACCUUCAUUUAAAAGGAAAUGUAACUGAGACAAUGAAGAUAAGAAGAAUGAACGGACACACACAGAAUAACAUCAUAACACCAACACCACCGCUGGCGCCGCCACCAGACAAGUUGGUGGUUGAAGAGGAGGAACUUGCCCCAGCACCAGCUGCAUCAUAUCAUAAUCAUAAUCAUAGUGCUCUUAUAAGGAGCAGUGGCAAUAUCACUGAUGAAGAUGCUUCCAAAGUACAAGUACUUGAUUUUAGUGGAACAAACAAGACUAAACUCAAAGUGUAAUUCAAAUUUGUGUGGUCACCUUUCACAAACACUGAGUGACAUAUUGCUAAUCCUACAUUCUCUGGAAAAGAGCUCUCUACAACAAGCAUCAAACCACUUAUUAACCUUUAUGUAAUUAAACAUGGGAAACAACAAUAGCUUAAUUAUGUAUUUCCUAUACCAACCAUCAAUGUUCUUGAUAAGGUUUUCCUAUGGAAUAAAAUUUUGUUGAGGGUCUUUCCGAUAUUUUUCUCCCACAAGGCAACGAUCUGGUUGAAUGAGUAAACGUUCUUCGGAGGCCUGAGGUACAGAAUUUUGUUCAAUAAUUUUGAUCAUCCACAGCUUUAAUAGGGUAGGUUCCAAUGUCUUUUUCCUUCUUCAACACAAAUAUGGUAUAUUUAGUCAAAUAUUUUAUAAUAUAUUAUGAGAUCCUAUUUAUCUUGAA
Messenger RNA from Lathyrus oleraceus (garden pea), 978 nucleotides. RefSeq lists its product as uncharacterized. The transcript has 2 exons. Bases 180 to 554 code for a protein of 124 amino acids. The record is from RefSeq and is a predicted model, not a curated record. NCBI's taxonomy places the organism in Eukaryota, Viridiplantae, Streptophyta, Magnoliopsida, Fabales, Fabaceae.